CUGCUGCUGCUGCCACAUGCUCUCUCAGAGCUGCUUCUUUCUCGGUGAAAUUAGACAACUGAACUGUUCCGAGACCCCGGAAGAACCAAUGAACACAAGCGCUGCGUCGUGACGCAACAGGGCCCGUAGAUAAGGAGCGGAGGGUUCUACCGGGACCUUAAACGGAGGACCGGCGGGUUUGGGGGUUCAGCGGACAGUCAGCGAGCGUAAAGCCAGCUCCUCCUCCUCCUCCUCCGCUGCCGUUACGCACACGCAUCUUCAGGCAUGAGCCCAAACAAGAACUAAACAGGCUGUACAACGGAAAGUGCUGCCCAUAGAUCACCGACGGGACUUUAUCACGCAGAGGCCACGUGUUUUUUUUUCUUUUCUUUCUGUUUGUUUUUUAAAUUACUAGUUUAUUUUUGUCUGUGACUGGGGCAAGUAGUUUCCAUCAGCUGCUGUGAGAAUCAACUUGGACUGUUGAUCCCGCAGGAGGAGAAUCAUCCCUCCCAACCUUUUUUCUUAAUUGUUGUAUUUUUUGUGUUAUCCUGUAUAAGUUGCUGCCCAGAGUCACACAGAACAACCCGGAUGGUUGUGCCAGUGCCCCUCCACAGAGCCGACAUCCGAAAACAUUCCUCCCAUCAAGGAGGAGGCUGAGAGCCGUGCAACGGGAGCUUCCGUACUUGGUAUGUUUACUCCCAACAAAUGGAUCAGAAAAUAUAGAAGAAGCAGUUUGUGAAAGCAAAAAUAACAAUAGAAAAAUCUUCCUAAGAGAAAAUUGAUUUUUUUAAAAGACUCGGAAUCCACGCGGCUGUUAAUGAAUUAGUCAGAGCUUAUUAAUAAUGAGAACUGCAGAGAUUCGGAUGAUCAUUGCCAUUGGCAGAUGAGACGUAGUGUGGAGAACACGUGUCCAAUUUUUCCUUCUUUUUUUUUUCUUUCUUUUUUUUUUUUUUUAAUCCCUGAACUGGAUUUCUUACUUGUCAUCGGCAGCGAGGAAAAGCCCGAAAACUGAGCGUCGCCACUGCGUUCCGGCGCAGGCUCUGCGCCUCUGAUGGACAUCUUGGCUUGCAGAUCCGAAGAGAACAGUUACAACAUCCUCCCCUCUGCGGCAACGAUGCUUUUCCAUGGCCUCCCCGGGGGCGAUGUGCACGGUGUGGUGGAGGAAAUGGAGCGGAGAGGAAAGGGCGAGUCGGCGGCCAUCAGCUCGGCCAUCGAUAUGGGAGAAUCAGAGACGGCCAUGCCCUGCGUGACCAGCGAGCGAGUGGCUCUGUGCGCGGGCUGCGGCAGGAAGAUCGCGGAUCGCUACUACUUGCUGGCCGUGGACAAGCAGUGGCACAUGCGCUGCCUCAAAUGCUGCGAGUGUAAACUCAACCUGGAGUCCGAGCUCACCUGCUUCAGCAAGGACGGCAGCAUCUACUGCAAGGAGGACUAUUACAGAAGAUUUUCAGUGCAGAGGUGCGCGCGCUGCCACCUGGGCAUCUCUGCCUCGGAGAUGGUGAUGCGCGCGCGGGACCUGGUCUACCACCUGAACUGCUUCACGUGCACCACGUGCAGCAAGAUGCUGACCACCGGGGAUCACUUCGGCAUGAAGGACAGCCUGGUGUACUGCCGCCUGCACUUUGAGACUCUCAUUCAGGGAGAAUACCAGACUCACUUUAACCACGCGGACGUUGUAGCGCACAAGGGCCUGGGCCCGGCCAACGCGCUGGGACUAUCCUACUUUAACGGCGUGGGCACGGUGCAGAAGGGCCGGCCCAGGAAGAGGAAGAGCCCGGGGCCUGGGGCCGAGCUGGCUGCUUACAACGCGGCUCUGAGCUGUAAUGAGAAUGACGGCGAGUCCAUAGACCGGGACUCUCAGUACAGCUCCAGUCAGAAAACCAAGCGGAUGCGAACAUCCUUUAAGCACCACCAGCUGCGAACCAUGAAGUCCUACUUCGCCAUUAACCACAACCCAGACGCCAAGGACCUGAAGCAGCUUGCCCAGAAGACGGGCCUCACCAAGCGGGUCUUACAGGUCUGGUUCCAAAACGCUCGGGCCAAGUUCAGGAGGAACCUGCUGCGGCAGGAGAGCACCGGGGUGGACAAGGCGUCCGACGGUUCCACGCUCCAGGGUGGGACGCCCUCAGGCCCGGCCUCUGAGAUCUCCAACGCCUCCAUGAGCCCCUCCAGCACCCCCACCACCCUCACAGACUUAACCAACCCCACCAUGCCUACUGUCACUUCUGUACUCACGUCGGUGCCAGGCGGUAUGGACGUCCACGAGUGCCGGAGCCCAUCACAGACAACGCUGACCAGCCUCUUCUGAUGGUCAGAGCACUAGCCCCUCACCCCUCAUCAUCACCACCUCUCCCUGCACACUCAGACUUUUACCACAUCCUUGUCCUCCUUCUGGAUCUAAAACUGAGCACUGUUAACACCUUAGAACUUUAAAAGAAUUAGAACCAUGAAGGAAACAAAAGAACUCCAUUAGAGACUAUCUGCUUAGUGAGGUGGCUGGGCCUCACUGAUGGAAUGGUUGUUGUUAUUUUGAUGUUGUCUUGUUGAGAACUGAGGAGAACCAAUUAAAAUUUUUCAAUAUUCACAAAGAGAGACUGCUGAGGAAAAAUGUUUUCAUUUUUUGGGGAAUUUGUUUUUCAGGACAGUAUUUAUGUUGUAAAAGAGUCACUGUUAGAAGGACUGUAAAAGGUCUUUUUUUUCCAUUGUUUGGAAAUCUGAGAUUAAAAUACAGUUUCAAAUA
Poecilia latipinna (sailfin molly) is the source of this 2716-nucleotide messenger RNA. It is a transcript of the gene lhx2b, whose product is annotated as LIM homeobox 2b. Gene Ontology annotation, molecular function: RNA polymerase II transcription regulatory region sequence-specific DNA binding; DNA-binding transcription factor activity, RNA polymerase II-specific. Gene Ontology annotation, biological process: regulation of transcription by RNA polymerase II; neuron differentiation. Gene Ontology annotation, cellular component: nucleus. Bases 1031 to 2284 code for a protein of 417 amino acids. The record is from RefSeq and is a predicted model, not a curated record. The transcript is spliced from 5 exons. Lineage: Eukaryota; Metazoa; Chordata; Actinopteri; Cyprinodontiformes; Poeciliidae.